CUGCACUCUGCAGUACUAUUUUGCACCAUUUGCAAUUUGAAAGUUCCUUCUAUUACUGACAAAAAGAAAUAAUCAAGCAUCAAAUCAAUUAAUUUUGAACAUAUUAAUGAUGAGACAGGAGUGAAGAUAAUCAAGGAGAAAUAAUGGUUCGAGUGACAUUUUUACAUCCAGAUUUAGGUAUCGGCGGUGCCGAGAGGUUAGUCGUCGACGCGGCUCUUGCACUGAAGCAGAACGGCCACAAAGUCGAUUUUAUUACGAACCAUCACGAUCCCAGCCACUGCUUUACUGAGACUAAAGAUGGUACCUUCAAUGUUACUGUUGUUGGUGAUUGGCUACCCCGAAAUAUUUGUGGCAAGUUUUUCGCCUUAUGCGCGUACUUAAGAAUGAUAUAUGCAGCUUUGUAUAUAAUUUUUAAAUCUGACCGUCCUAACGUAGUUUUUUGUGAUUUAGUCUCUGCAUGCAUUCCAGUUUUAAAACUUAGAAUUCCAGUAGUAGUAUUUUACUGUCACCAUCCCGAUCAAGUAUUGACAACUUAUGAAACUAAGUUGAAAAAGUUAUAUAGAGUACCACUAAACUUUUUAGAAGAAAUAACCACAGGCUUAGCUGAUAAAAUAUAUGUUAAUAGUCUUUAUACGAAAUCUGUUUAUAAGGAUACUUUUAAGAAACUAAAUGCAGAUAAUACAGAAGUACUAUACCCAUCAAUAAACACAUCAUUCUUUGACCAGGUGCAUGUACUAUCAAUGGAAAGAAUUUUAGACAAAAAGUUCUUGCCUAAUACUUGUUUUUUAUUAUCAAUAAAUCGAUAUGAACGUAAGAAGGAAUUAUCUACAGCAAUCAAAGCUUUAGGUGACUUAAAAAAUCUCUUACCUAAAGAAGAAUAUCAGAAGGUAUAUUUAGUUAUGGCAGGUGGUUAUGACAAAAGGGUAGAAGAAAAUGUUGAGUAUUAUUUAGAGUUAAUUGCACUUGCAGAAGAAGAAAGAGUAGGGGAUAAAGUAUUCUUCUUGCGAUCACCAACAGAUAUAGAAAAAGUCUCAAUCCUCGUAAAUUGUGAUAUAUUGAUAUACACACCACCUAAUGAACAUUUUGGAAUAGUGCCUUUAGAGGCAAUGUAUGCUUCAAAGCCAGUUGUUGCUUGUAAUUCUGGUGGACCUACGGAAUCUGUUAUAGACAAUAUUACUGGUUAUCUUGUUGAGAAAUCUAAAUUUGCUGAAAAGUUAGUUAUUUUAAUCAAAAAUAAGACACAGAGGCAGCAGUUUGGAGCAGCAGGCAAACAAGUUUAUCUACAAAAAUUUAGCUUCCAAGCAUUUGCCAAUAAUCUCAAUACAUCUAUACUAGAUGUUUAUGAAAAUAAAAAAUCACAAUAGAUUAAGAUAUUUAAAUAGGUUUACAAUUUUUAGAAGUAAAUUUUUUCAUAAUUUUUUAUUGAUUAUUUUUAUCACAAAUAAGUCAAAUACAAAGAGAUAAAUAAUUGAGUGAUUAUUUAUUUAAGUAA
This is a messenger RNA of Phymastichus coffea, 1492 nucleotides long. It is a transcript of the gene Alg2, whose product is annotated as alpha-1,3/1,6-mannosyltransferase ALG2. The transcript is spliced from 2 exons. Gene Ontology annotation, molecular function: GDP-Man:Man(1)GlcNAc(2)-PP-Dol alpha-1,3-mannosyltransferase activity; alpha-1,3-mannosyltransferase activity. The record is from RefSeq and is a predicted model, not a curated record. NCBI's taxonomy places the organism in Eukaryota, Metazoa, Arthropoda, Insecta, Hymenoptera, Eulophidae. Bases 144 to 1364 code for a protein of 406 amino acids.